AUGGUGGAGGGCAACGAUGGCCUGCCUUUGGAUGACUUCAGUAGCCCGCCCGAGGAGCAGCAAUCGCCUGUUAUUAGAAGUACUCCAUCAGCAAGGCCAAAUCAGAAAAGGUCAAAAAACUUUAAUGAGCAGGAGGAUCAAUUGCUUGUUUCAGCACGGUUGAAUAUUAGUACAGAUCCAAUACAAGGCACCAAUCAAACUAAAGGAUCAUUUUGGACAAGAGCUUAUGACUACUACCACUCAAAUAAGGAAUUCACAUCAGAUCGUAGUCAGAGUUCACUUUUCCAUCGAUGGAAAGGUAUUCUACAGAAUGUCAACAAAUUUUAUGGAAGUGUAACUUGGAUUGAUGGUAGAAAUCAGAGUGGGGUUACAUUUCAAGACAAGCUUAUACAGACAUUGGCUUUGUUCAAGGCUGAAGACAAGGAGAACAAGUCGUUUCAAUUCCUGCACUGCUGGAAUAUCUUGCAAAAUCAACCAAAGUGGCAUGAGAAGCGGAAGCAAAUGGCAUCUCAGAAGCAACUUGGUAACAAAAGCCAGAAGACAAAUAUGUAUUCAAGUCCGAGGACGUCCACUCCCAUCAAUGUUGAUAGUAGCCAUAAUGUUGUCCCUGGUAAUGCACCUCCAGAGACCGAUCACCGCAAGAGACCAAUGGGUAAGAAGAAGGCUAAAGAAGCCUUGCGCGAGGUGGAGGUGAGUCUUGUGUGGAGGCUUUAG
Panicum hallii is the source of this 714-nucleotide messenger RNA. Its product is annotated as glutathione S-transferase T3-like. The record is from RefSeq and is a predicted model, not a curated record. The transcript has 2 exons. Bases 1 to 714 code for a protein of 237 amino acids. NCBI's taxonomy places the organism in Eukaryota, Viridiplantae, Streptophyta, Magnoliopsida, Poales, Poaceae.